Pseudopipra pipra is the source of this 15542-nucleotide messenger RNA. RefSeq names its product transmembrane protein 139 (gene TMEM139). Lineage: Eukaryota; Metazoa; Chordata; Aves; Passeriformes; Pipridae. The coding region runs from base 13845 to 14501 and encodes 218 amino acids. The transcript has 4 exons. The record is from RefSeq and is a predicted model, not a curated record.
CUAUGUGUAUACCCACAAGUUUCCAAAUGGUGCUUGCUGCUAGAAAGACACACGGACUGGGGAGGAAUGGAGGUCAGACUGGGAUGUAGUGCAGGUGAAGACAACAGAGGAACGCCUGGAUGGAAAGGCAAUCAGACAAGUAAGUUCCUUUUGCAGAAUUAGGGAUAAAGUUGCUCUCAAUUUCUCUCUGUCCAGAUAAUCUGAACCAGCUGGGAUUAUUCCCCACAAACAUCUUCUGCAACUGUGAAGGGCAGAGAAGGAGUUAAAGCAGCCCUCAGCUCAAAGGGUGGCAGGAACGGCUCCUGUCAGACCAACCCAAGCUGGGGAAUCCCCGGGGACAGGAGACUCAGGCCCCCCUCCACUGGCAGCAGCCCCCUCUUCUGGGAAAUGAGAACGAUGCGGCGGCCCCUUUAAUAAUGGGAGCCGGUGCUGAUUAGUGUGGACGGCACGAUCCACUGCGGAGCGGGAGCGGGACCGGGACGCCCACAAAUAGGCUGCCGUGCUCGGAGCGUGUAGGUGAGACCCGACAGGGCUUACACCCGUGGCUCGCUUGUAAAUACAGGCGGGGUGGGGGCAGAGGAGUCGUGCUGAUAAUUUCUUGGACCUGGUUAACACCUGAAAUAUUAUGAAAUGGUGUACUUCGGUGAAACAUUUGUACUUCGGUGAAACAUUUGUACUUCGGUGUAACGUUUCCGUUUAUUUUUUUAAUUGAAAGAGAAUGCGAGAUGAUAGCUCAGGAAAAAUCUCAGCCCUACUUGCAAAGGUCCCCAUUCUAAAAGAAAAUGUUCUCGGAGACACCUGCAGUGAAGAGAUUUGCUUAAAGUCACAGCUGAAGGGUUUGUAACAACUGGAAUUUGAUCUGAGAUUACCUGAAUCAGAGAUCAGAGCCUCAGUUACAGGAACUGUCUCCUUGCUUCCCCUUUCCUUCUUACUGUUCGUCAAUAAAAGAAAAGCCUGUGAUACAAUGCCUUUCUCAAUCAUGGAAAGAGGAGGAUAUUGUUACUAACAGGAAUCAGGACAGUAAACAAACAUGCAGACUGUUCACAAUUAAUUCCUCAACAGAAUUUCAUCAAAAAGCACCUGCCAAUUAUUCCAUAAUGACAGGCCACCUGGAAAGCAGUAAAGGUGGUUGGUUUAUCCAAAGCAUUAGGAGACAAAAUAAUGGAUCAUUUAUUUGUUAACCAAAACAGACGUAGAGAAUAAGGAGGGUCCAGUAGUAUGUGUACAACAGCCAAGAACAGUCAACACUAACAAAUACUUGGCCUAUACAAUGACUUAAAAAGAAUCACUUCAUGAUAUUUAGUAAGAAAGUGUCUACGACAUAGGAGCCACACACUAACCCCAAAUACCCAGAAAAUCUACCAGUGAAGAAUGUGGGGAACAUUUUGCUUCUGUGAAUGGCUAAAACCAUGUCCUAAUGUGUUUGUACAGUACAUAUCACAGUAGGAUACGGUUUCACAUGGCAUGUGUGGGCUGUAAAGUAUAGAUACACAUAUAUUUAUAAAAUACAUAUAUUCUGUUUAUCAGCCCUGCAGUAAAAACAGAAUUUAUGGCUUCGAGUUUACUUAUUACAAAGAAGUGCUCCCUAAACUUCUUGGAGUACUGUCAGACAACAUUUCUCACAAAAUAGUGUUUCCACAUCAAAUUUAAAUGAAAAAAAAAUAAGGAAAAAUGAUUUUGUGGCCGGUUUGUUAAGCACCUCACUGGCCUGGAGAGCCCUAAGAGGACAAACAGCACCACCGGAAAAUCAGCCUGCAUAAAGCACCUUAGUCAGUAAGAAUCCAGUAAAAUUCCUAGGCUGCAGGGAGCUCAACUGCUACAAUUAAAAAAAAAAAAUCUUCAUAGAUUGCAGUGAAAUCAGCUCACUCACUUCCCUGAAAUGGGGUGGGGGAGGGAAUCAAAAGGGUAAGAGUGAGAAAACACAUGGGUUGAGAUAAAGACAGUUAAUAGGUAAAGAAAAGUCUGCAUACACAAGCAAAUCAAAACAAGGAAUUCAUUCACCACUUUGCAUGGGCAAGCAGGUGUUCAGCCAUUCCCAGAACAGCAGGGCUCCAUCAUGCAUUGUGGGUACUUGGGAAAACAAACACCAUCACACCGAAUGUCCCUCCCUUCCUCCUUCUUCCCCCAGCUUUGUAUAUACUAAGCAUGACACCAAAUGGUGUGGAAUAUCCCUUUGGCCAGCUGGGCUUAGCUAUCCGGGCUGUGUCCUCUUCCAGCUGGUGGUGUGAGGUGAGAAGCCAAAAAGGCCUUGACUCUGUGCAAGUGCUGCUCAGCAAUUGACUAAAACACCUCUAAAUUAUCAACACUGUUUCUAGCACAAAUCCAACCCACAGCCUCAUACAAGGUACUUUGAAGAAAAUUAAUUCUACCAAAACCAGUCAAAACCAGCACAGCAUGGGAUAAAAAACAUUCAGCCAUUCUCAGGCAGCAAGUGGUCUUCUAUAAAUUGCAGACCUGAAAUAAAGAAUGCCAGCAAUAUUUUGGUGACACAUAAAACUGACAAUAGAGAAAAUCCAGCAAUCUUCUAACACCAAGUAGAGCUGCACAAACUAAAAUGUAAUGAAAGGAGGACAGGAUGUUUACUUCCUUCUCAAAGAAUAUUAAGAAUUGAUAAAUAUAUUGAUAUAACUGAUGCAAAUAUAUUUGUGGAAUGAAAGGCAGAGCUAUAAUCAAUAGUGGGACUUUAUCAAAAUCAGGAAAGUUAGAUUUAUUAGGCAGUAAAUAUUUACACUGUGUUAUUUGCGCAACUAACCAGCCCAUCUGGCUUGGUGUGAAUGAAGAGAACUCAGAAGGGUCAACAGCUAAACCAGAGACUUUAGGAACAGCAAGAACAAUCAGUUACUCUCUCAUCCUGAAGAGUUUUGCAUAGGCAUGUCAAAUGUGGAGAAUCAGCUAAUCACAGCCUUGUUUUUUAUAAUAUCAGUAUUUCAUCUAUCACCCCAAAACAGUCAUUUCUUUUCCCCUUGACUCAUGCAAUUAUAUACAUAUAGUGUUAAUCUGGAGAAUAUCAGGUUUGAUUUCCACCCUUUUCUAAGUGUUCUUCAAGCUGUUCCACUUCAGUUGUCUCUUACUGACCUACCACAAAAAAAUGACCUACCACAAAAACCUCUUACUAUGGCAAUUUGUAGCCAAAACUUCUCCAUUUAGAGAGCCACGAUUAAUAAGAAGCCUUGAUUUUUGUCUUUGUUUUGUUUGGAAACAUGUUUACAGUCAGAUUCUACACUGCUUGUUUGACCUACCAGUUUCAACACAACUUGUAAGAAAAAAUAUUUAGCCUGCAAAUUCAUAAAAUAUAAAGUAAGAGCAUAAAAAUAAUAUCUGAAAAUAUCUCUAGAAGUGUUUUAAUGAGUCAUAUUUUGUUCUUUAUUAAUUAAAUAAGACAUACCUUGCAUGGAAAUGAACAUAUUUCUGCCUUCUCCAGCCCCAUAAUGAAGAGUGUUGAUAUGGUAGAUACUCAUGGUGCCAGUUUCAUAUACUUCAUAUACUUCAUAUACAGAAUUUUAAAAAUUAUGAGACAAGCUUAACAAAGUUCACUAUAGCUGGACUGACAUGGAAGGACACUUCAAGGUAGGGUUGCAAGGGGAAAGCAGCAAGCAGAAGCAAGAGAUGCAGAAAGCUGUAGUCCUCGAUAUAAUCAAACACUUGUCAGGGAUUUUGUAUAAAUAAAGAUCAGUGCAUCAUUUGGCCUUUACAGUGCUCCUAAGAAACGGUAGAAAUUACUUCACAUCCAUACAUUCCUCAUGCUGCUCUGUAAAUAUCUUUUAAGAACAGCAGGUGAACAUAAUAUUGCCAAGGAAGCAGAGGAGUCAGCUCUUAUCGUGGAGAUGGCCAAAUGUACAUCCCAUAGCAGUGGCUGAAUAGAAAAUUUAGGAAGUCUUGAUGAUGGUCAAAGUUGUUGCUGAGUAGCUUGAUAAGCAGGGGAAUCUGAGUAUAAGCAGUAGCACUAUGUAUCACAGACUUGGCAACUUCAUCAAUAUUAAUGGUCGCUUGGAGACUUCAAUAUUAAUCUCAAGCAGGAUCUCAAGCAGGUGUAGACCAGAAACUUGUGAGAGAUCUGGGCGUCACAUGCUGCCACAAAUUCAAGUGUGAGAAGUAAAGGGUCAUGUAACAGUGAUUCUGUUACAAAAGACUAUUAUCCCUUUUUUUUUUUUUAAUCGAGCGAGACAAAAUUUGGAGGAAGAAGGGAGGAACAGAGGAGGCAGUGGACAAGAAUAUGUAGCUCAUCAGUAGUUCCAAUAUAUUCAAAGAAGUCUCUUCAACUAGAACUAUGAUCUCUCAUGCAAUGACUGUCACUGAGAGCUUUUCAAAUAGUAAAACACUGUCCCCUGAAUCACUCUGACAUUUUUCAUCAGCAAGGGAUUUCACAGAACAGCUUUAUGAAUCAGAGGUUGCCAAUAGUCAGUAAACUUGAAAACUCUUCCCAAGAAACAGAGGCACCAUUUCAUGGAUCAUCAUUGGCAUCAAUUAUGAGUUCUGUCCAACACAGAUGACCAUGAACUAUGACCACUCUAUCCUGAAAUUCUCCCCUCAAUGGAAAUUUUCUCAUUUUCACAGAAAGACCCUUUGCAACUAGUCAGCACUUUCUCAUGGAAGCAGCAGACUUGCACAGUUUUCACCAUUAAUAAAUUCUCAAAGCCAUCAGUUCAAACAGAUAUACAGUUAAUUCCAUGUAUUGAGUGUCCUGAUUUUUACUUGCCUACAGUGAACAAGAAAGCUAUCUCUCAGCAACAGAAGCCUUGAUAACACAGAGUUCCCCUUUAUAAACAAUAGGAGUUGCAGUAAUCACCACUGCUGCCGCCUCAGGAGAAAGCAAAAGUGGUGUACUGCUUUCACAGCACUGAUUCACAAAGAGUAGGCUGGACUGGCAGUGAUGUGGCACAGUGCUCUUUAUGAUACUGUUCCUGCAGUUGAUGGCUGACCUUGAAAACAGUCAUUUCCCUCCACAGGAACAAACAUCCAAAACAUUGUCACAAUGCCAUGCUAGAAUGUACCAGAAUAACAAUUCAGAUGCCGUACAAACUGCAAUACUAUAAGGCAUGACAAUGGCACAUACCAGAAAUGCAUUAUGAUGUGCUCUUGCUAAUUUGGCAGUGUCUAUUAGGAAUGCAAAUCCAUGCCAGAACUGGACAAAACCUGUAUGUAUCACUAAAUAAACUAGCAGCUCGCAUGUUGAGGAACCAGGCCAAGAUAGAAGCUACGCUCUUUUCAGCUCAUGUGACUAUUUGCUUUCAUAAAAUAGCAUAUUUGCUCUUUCACUGACCCCUGUGAAUGCCUGUUUGCAGGGAUGUAACUGAAAUGUAACACUCAUUUUUCCUGAGGCAGAAAAAGGAACCAGAUUGAGUUUCCUCUCUCCGAGGUGUGCUGCCUUUAUGGCACAUAGCUGGAGCAAAGUGUAGUGAAAACUAGUGCUAAAACUAGGCUGAAACAAACGGUAUUGUCUUUGAAUGGAAGAUAUCUAAUGAAGUAAAAAAAAAGGAUCCCAGUUAUACAUAUAGUUUUCAGGCAAAAACUAUCUUUAUUAAAAUAGAUUUUAUUAAUUUUUCUUUUCUUUCUUUUUUUUCUUUUUUUGACUAAGUUAUCUCUCUCUGGCCUUCUGUACUUGAAUUGUUGUUCUGUGUCUUUGUCACACUUGCUUUAGACUAUGGGCACCUUAGACUGAGAAUAGGCACCAAGGAGCAUGUGGGAUUCUGCACUGCGUUUGCUAUAAAGCACAACGCUUAGAGAGGGGACCAGUACCAAUAACAGCAGUGUACUCUUUUUCUCCAAAGCACAGCUCAUCAAUAAAAUAGUCAAGUGAUCUCUUUGCCUGGCAAUACCUCCUCCAUUCUUCCCCCCUCUAUUUACUGAAAGAAUCUGAAGAAAGUGCAGCUCUACACAAUAGGAAUGUAAAGGCACCUCAUGGAGAGACACAGUGGGUCCCACCAGUGACAGCAAACGAUGCCAAAUUCCUGCUCAGGAAUCUGCAUUCUGUGACAGGAGCUUCAGCCUCUUUUACUCCUCUCACGCCUGUUAUGUUUUAGUCCACAAUUAUUUAGUAUCACAGCGAGUUGGAUAGUUGGUGAAUUCCAACCCAAGGAGACUAUAUUUUAAUGCUGAGUGGUAAUGCCCAAAUAUUUCAGGUGUGGUUCCCUAGCAGAACCAUCUAAUGCUGUUGAAAGGAAAAGGGCAUCAACCUUUCUUCAACACAGGAACGGGCCAUGAGGUCCUUUAUCUUCUCCUGUGGCUGUACUGGCACUUCCUGCAGGUUUUUGUGACUGUUGGUUUACUAACACAAGAGAAAAUAGUGCUUUUUUCCUUUUUACUUUUUUAUGUCUUGUUAGCAAUUCAGAACAUGUCAGAGAGGGUUCCAGUGUAUAACAGGUUUGGCAAUAUAAGCAGCAAGAAUAUGUCACUAGGACCAGGGAGGAAGAUAAGGAACAGAAGUUCUGUGGCAAUUACACAUGAACUUUUCUCACUGCAUCUCAUGUCCUUUGCCUGAAAACUUUCCUGUUUUAGAAUGGUGCAAUUAUGUCUAGAGAAAAGAAUGUUCCAUCAAAAAGCAGUUCAGCAUCUACAGGUUUUAUUUUCUCUUAUUUCCAGAGACACCUAGUACAGUCCAGAAUGAUAGCAAAUGAUCUUACUGUGUUCUUUUAACUGUUCUCAAUUGAUUUCUUAAUUUCAUCUUGCAACUAUUUUUUUCUGCUCAUUUGGUCUUUCCACACUAGGUAUUCCACUUAAUUCUUUCACCAUAUUCUAGCAGUAGGAUCUUAACUGCUCUCAUUCUUCUUCACCUUCAGUGAUCACCACCCGACAUCUCCUCCUCUGUCUGAUCCACAUUAGGAGCUCUAAAUCAGCAAAAGAGGAGAGGUCACUGUAGUGUUCCAUUUAGUAGCAUUGCAGUCACCAGAGUGGAUUCCUUCAAAGAACUGCAUACUUCCAAUUUACAUCCCAAAUACAGUAACAUCUGAUUUUUCAUCAGUAGAAGUACUGUGGUGUGCAGAGAUUCUACAUAAGUGUAGAAAGUCCUCCAACAAAAAGUAAAUAAUUUAGACCAGGUUGGGCUCUAUCAUCAAACUAAAUCAGAUGCACAAAGUUUUACCAAUGCUAAUGAAACCUCACAAUUUGAAAGCCGUUACUCUAAAGAGAACUCAGAAUAAAAAGAUGAGGAAGCUUCUUGCAUUUGCUUUCUUGUGUUUUUUUUCCAGACAAAAAGCAAAACAUGUGAUGUAAGUGAAUUUAAAAGGUUAUAAGAGGAGAUAAAAACCCUCCUAUAGUCUUGGUAAAUGCUUGUUACUUGUUCUUCUCCUGGCAGACAAGGAGGUGCUGCUUUGUUAAUUUUAAAUACAUAGGAACUUUAGGUGUGCAGACAGCCCUGGAAACACUUCUCAUCUUGAACGUGACUCCUCACUUUCAGCAAAGAUAAAUCCAUUAGUUCUGCACAACAUAAGUGUCUCUGACUUGUUCUCUGUAGAUUUAUGCUUUUCAUUUAACCUUCAGACAGCUGAGGAAUUAAUAGCAGCAGUAGAAGCUCUUCUUGUAAUAUCAGUCGUGUGACCACAUCUCAGCUACUGCAGGUAGAAGACAGCCAUGCCAAAAAACCCCACCACACAGUGACUACACAUAUGAUAACUUUCAACCAUUGUCCUGUAAGAACUGGAAUAAGCUGGAAGACAAAAAGAGAUUGCCAGCUCCCAAGAAAUGUAUGAACAUUCAGCUAUGCAGGUCAAACAACUGGUUUUCUCAAAGUUCCACACAUUUUUUGAAUACCCAAACAUUGGCAUUUUGCUUUCUUUGGGGUUUUGCUUUCUCCUGCCUAAGAGAUUGUACUGACCAGAAACAUAUAAACCAGAGGUCAUGGCUGCCCUGUGGUCUCUGUAGAUACAAUGCAAUGAUGCAUUUUGCUUAGUCACAAAGGGGACUAAGCAAAACCUGGGAGACAAGAGGUAGACAAGACAGGAAAAGUGGUUCAGUAGCACUUUGUCUCCAGUACUUGCUCAGGUUCUCAGAAAUUGCUUCAGGACAAGGUUAUGGGGAAGAAUAGACUUAGCGAUUACCAUGAGAUUAAUCGUGCAGUGGUAUGUACGUCACAGGCCCUUGGGAAUAAAGCAAGCUUCUCUGCAUACCGAGCUGAUAAGUGAGCUUACUGUAGGUACUAAGUUAAUUAGUAGCAGUCAGGGCAGGAGGUUGAGUAGAUAGUGAGAUGAAACAGGGGAAAGGUGAAAUGCUUCCUAGAGGGGGACAAGAAGAUACUGGAAGAAACAAAGAAAGAAUUAAAAACAAAAAAGGAAAUCCACGGUCUUAACUAAAGAGAUCUACUGUUAAAUGAAGGUCCCCACAGCAUGAUUGAACAACAGAACAAAAAGCUUUCCGUAAAAAAAAAAAUCUCUUCUGCACAUGAAAGGGAGACAGUUUAGGAUGGCAGUAUAAAUGUCCUUGUUUACUCUUCCUGGCUUCAACACCCUGUUUAACAAACCCUGCAUAGUGAUGUCUCAGGCCUUUCCUGAGCCCCUCUGCAUUUUCUGAAUCUUUUCAUCACCAAAGACUUCUUGACGCAGCUGUGUGAUCAUUUUUUUCUUUGUUAUGGAUCCCCACACACUGUAACCAAUGACAGUCUGAACCAGACUAUGGAGAGAAUCAAAACAGCAGAUAGAUUAAAAUUUCAUAAGUGUUUCAGAAAUGCCAAAAGGCCUCAUGUAGAACUGUGUUGCUAGAAAACAUAUUGCAAAGGUUAGUUCAUAGUGGUUCAUCCUCUUUUGUAUCCUUAGACCCACAAAGCAGUCCAAUCACAUCCAUAAACAUGUUCAACUAAUGCAUUCACAGCUGCAUUGUACAGUAAUGUUGUUUUAUGCAUUCAGGUAAAUGAAUAAAAAUAAUUCCUAAAUAUUCAGCACCAUCAUCCAUGAACUCCAUGUGUAAAAUCUGCAGAAGUUACUGAACUCUGGACCUCAACAGAAAUAAACUGAAAUAAUACAAGCAACAAUUAACACAGCAAAGACACCUACAAUUUCUAGCCUUUUUCAUCCUGAUAUUUCAUAUCUAUGUCUAUUAACGUUUUUUUAAAUGGUGCACCACUCAAAAUUACAGAUUUUCAGCCAACCCAACAUCUUUCUAUCUAUCCACAAAUCAAAUACACCCUUUCCAAUCACCAGGGUAGUUUUCCACCAAAUAAUGAAGAAUGUUUUCACCUUUCUGACCUUCUCUUUACUUAGCAAAAAGAUCUAGCCCCAAAGCAGUGCCUACUCCCCACAGUAGAAUGUGCAGACAAGCAAAGUGCCUCAGCUCCCUCCACACAGCAAAAAGAAGCAUAAGUACCUUCUACAGGUACUUACAAGGAGGAUUCAACAAUGAUCAGAUUGUUGGGGGGAUUCAACAGUAGCCAGUGAAUGUACCAGAGCUGGGAGUUGCCUAAAGUCAUCAGGCUGAGCUGGAAAUCCCUGAUCUAACUAACAGGAUUUGCUGAGUACAAGAUGGGUCUUAGAUUCUAAUCCUUUCUGUGAGACUUACUCUAUCAAAGAAGAAAGAAUUUCCUUCUACUCCAGUAGUUUGAGCUGACCUGGUGAAAUGACAGCCACUGCAGCCCUGGAAAUUAUCCACUCUUCCUCCCUUUUCCUCCACCACUCUAGCUACGCAUUCCCAUUGCUUCCCUUUAAUGCGGAACUAGUGGUUAGAUGAUACUUUGGAGACUAGAUUCUGCCCACUAAAUUCACUCUGGAAAAAUGUAAAUACUUUCCCACCAGCUGAGUUGGCCAGGCUGGCUCAGAAAGAGAUCAGCUGAGCACUGAACCAAGGCAAGGACAAGAGGAAAUGGAGGACAAGCAGGAAGAAUAAUUUUAAUUACCUCCUCAAAUCAGUCAGAUAUAAAUCUUUUAUCUCUAAGGAAUGAUUCUAACAACCACCAGCUACACUGGUUAGAAGGAAGUUGGUGUUAGUACCAACACGUGCAGAUUCUACCAUGGGUCAGUCAUUAUUCCUGUGAAGAGAGGCUGUGAAAACAGUUUUGUCAAAUCUUCCUUAGCAGUCAAGAUAUUCUCAACACCAGGCAACUCUGAAAUGGAAAUUGUAGCUUUGAUUUAAAUGAUAGUUUUGCAAAAUGACAUGCGACAUGCCAUAAUCCUUACUUCCUCCCCUUUAUGUGGAUAUUAAGUCUGCCAUCUUCAAGGAAUUCUCUUGACAGCAAAGAAUGGAUAACAAUUAGAACUAAAGGUCCUUUAUCUGUCAGCAGUCAAAAAAGGCAAUUAUGAGGAGAAAAUAUUCAAAACAUAAAAAUAUUGACAAGUCUAGGCUGGAAGGGCAGAUUAUCUGGUCCAACCCCUUAUUCAAAGCUGAUCCUUAGACUCAGCUGUGUCUUGAAUAUUUCCAGCCAAGAGGAUUCCUCCAAUUCUGUGGGCAAGUAAUUGCAUUUUGCUCUUUUCACAUUAAAGACUUUUUUUUCUUAUAUCCACAGGCACUUACCCUUUUUCCUAUUGCCUCUUGUCCUGUCACCAUGUACCCUCAUGAAGACUACCUCCCUCCUCUGACUACCUAUUACUCUUUAGUAACUACUAUAACUACUUACUACUCCGUAACCACCUACUACUAUGGGAAAACUGUAAGUAGACACUCACCAUCUGCCCAAGCCUUGUCUCCUCUAGGCUGUACAAAUCCAGCCUCUUAAGUUGUCAAAACUCACCAACCCUCAAAGCAUCUUUGUGGCAAUUCACCAGACCAUAUCCAGUUUUUCAGACCAUACCCAAACUGGGGGAACCAGAACUGUACACAGUAUUACAGGUGUGUCCUAACAAGUGCUGCGUAGAACAAUCCCACCCCUUGAUCUGUUGACUACACUCUUACUGGUGCAGCCCAGGACACAGUUUGCCUUUAUUGCUUCAAGGACACACUGCCGACUCCUGUUGAGCUUCCUGUUCAUUAUGUCCACCAAGGCUAUUUCAGCAGAGCUGCAACCCAGUCAGUCAGACCCCAGCCUGUACUGCUGCGUAGGGUUAGUCCAUCCCUGCAUGAUUUUGUAUUUAUCUUUGUUAAACCUCACGGAAUUCUUGUUGGCCCGAUGUUCCAAACUAAAUACUAUUAAUAAACAUUUAGCAGCAGAGCAUCUUCCUAUUCCAGACACACAUGAGCUGCAGCCAGCUCCUAGAUGUAAUUCAUGCCAUAGUGUUUGAGAAUUUCCAAUGUGAUAAGCACUGAUGAGUUAUUAUAGGCAGUUUAGAGAAAUCUCUGCAUCAGUAGCCCUUGUCCUUCUGGAAUAUUUCAACUUCCCAGAUAUCAACUUGGAAUAACAAAUUGCUGAGAUGAGAAGAUCUAGGAAAUUCCUGAAGUUUGUAGGAAAUAACUUCUUGUCACAGAUACUCAGUGAGACACCUAGGAAGGAUGCCCUCCUAGACUUGCUAUUUGUGAAUAAAGACUUAUGGGAGAUGUGAUGGUAGGAGGCUGUCUUGGCCACAGUGAUCAUGAAAUGAUUGAGUUUAAAAUUUUCAGUGAUAUUUCUUGAAGAUGGUCACCUGACUAGUAGGCAUGAAGAAAAAGCAGGGGCGUUCAAGGUGAUUUUUGCCACGUCUUUAAUAAUAAUGGUGGACUUUGGGCUACCCAGUCCCCUGAGUUGGAGGACCAUGAGUGUGGGAACAGUAACUUUCAAUUUGUGAACACUGAAAUUGUAAGGGACCAGCGGUAUCACUGAAUGUUCACAAGCCAAUGGGGCCUGGUGGGUUUCACCCCAGAGAUAUGAAGGAGCUAGGGGAUGUUAUAGCAGAACCUCUCUUGAUCAUCUACCAAAGGUCUUGGGAGUCUGGGUAGGUCCCUUCUGACUGGAAGCUAGCCAGUGUUAUUCCAGUCUUCAAGAAGGGUGUGAGGGAAGACCGGGGGAACUACAGACAUGUUAAUCUAACCUCAAUACCUAGAAAAAUUAUGGAGCAGAUCAUACUGGGUUCUAUUGAAGGGCACUUCAAGACCAAUGCAAUCAUCUGUCACAGUCAACAUGGUUUCACAAAGGGAAGAAAAUCCCGUUUAGUCAAUUUGAUAUCCUUUUACUAUAACGUCACCUGCCUAGUGGAUGAAGGGAAGGCAGUGGAGGUAGAUUUUCUGAAUUUUAGUAAGUUUAUUAAUACUGUCACUUCUGGACACAUUCUUCUGGAUGGAAAUUUUCCAGCUGUAGGAUGAGUGGUUUCACUGUGCACUGGGUGAAGAACCCUCAAAAGGGUGUAGUGAACGGGGCUACAUCUGUUUGAUGACUGGUCACCAGAGGUGUUCCUUAGGGCUCAAUUCUAGGGCCACUUCUGUGCAAUAGGACAGGACUAUUUUGUAGGUAAUAUACAACUGCUGAGAUGAGCAGAUCUAGAGGACAAGAGCAGGUCUGAGGGACAAGAGGCCUUGCAGAGGGAUCUAGCCAGAUUGAAGCAUUAGGUAAUCAUUCAUGGUGUGAAAUUUAACAAGUCAAAUGCCAGAUUCUGCAUCUGAGAUGGAGUAGCACCAGGCACAAGUAUAAACUGGGAGAGGAGUGGCUGGAGAGCGUCCUGCAGAGCAGGCCCUGGGGGUGCUGGUGGGCAGCAUCUCAGUGUGAGUCAGCAGUGUGUGCUUGGGCAGCCCCGAGGGCAAACCAUGUCCUGGGGAGCAUCAAACAUGGCAUCAUCAGCCGCUCAGAGGGAGGGGAUUGUCCCACUGUGCUCAGCAUUGGUGUGGCCUCACAUGGACUCCAGGGUGCAGUUCUGAGCCCCACCAUUUCAGAGGGGUGUGAAGGUCCGUGAAUGUGCCCAGAGGAGGGCAACGAAGCUGGUGGAAGGGUUGGAAGGCAUGUGUUGUGAGGAGCAGCUGAGGACUUUGGGCUUGUCUGGUUUGGAGAAAGGAAGGCUGAGGGGAAACCCCCUUGCUCUGCAGCUUCCCUAGGAGGGUAAGAGUAGAGCAGUGAGGUGCUGAUCUCAUCUUCCUGGAAUCCAGUGAAUGGACACGUGGGAAUGGCUCAAAGCUGCGUCAAGGGACAUUAGGAAACAUUUCUUUACCGAGAGAGUGGCCAGACACUGGAACAGGCUUCCUAUAGAGGGGGUCAAUCAAUGCCCCAAGCCUGUCAGUGUUAAAGAGGCAUUUGGACAAUACCCUUAAUAACUGGCUUUAACUUUUGGUCAGCCCUGAAGCAGUCAGGGAGUUGGGCUAGGUGAUUGUUGUAGGUCCCUUCCAACUGAAAUUAUUCUAUUCUAUUCUAUUCUGUUCUAUUCUAUUCUAUUCUAAUAUUCAGACACACACUAAAGGUUCAGAUAACAGAAGUAAUUCAGUACCUGUUCUCUUGCUUAUCUUUCCCAGAUACAUUAGGGAGUAAAAAGGUUUUUAACCCAGCCCUCUGUGAUAUAAUAACCCAUUGCCUCCCCUUUUUUCCCCCUUUUGUUUGUAAAAUCAAAGAGGACAUAAAAAAACAUUUGACAAAAAGCACUUGAUCAGGAUAGAAAAAUGUAUAGUUUUACAUUUUACAGAACUUGUAAAUAGUUUUAUGUGUGGGCCAUGUGAUGUGGGCUGGGCAGGCAGUUGUUCCUGCUUUGUGAGGCAGAGUUCAAGAUUCCUUUGCUACGCAGGGGAAAAAAAAAACCCAGAAUUUUCAGGGCAGUUUCUCCCAUUAAAGUAAAGCAGACCAAACAGAUACGACACAGGUGAGCACUCCCCCACUGCUCACUCCGCCUUCUUUCCUAAUGAGUUUCCUGCUUUUGUGGGACAGACCGAGAAGAGCUGCAAAAGAGUAGAACAACGGGAAGCAGCAGUGCACAUUUUUCCUUGUGAUGAAGAGAGAAGUUAAACCAUGACUGCUCCUACCUACCGAGACCUCUUUCUGAUGUCUGUCCCUUUAACUGCUCAUCUGUUCUCAACUACCUGCUACCACCAUCUAUACUACCAUGUGGUUAGAGACACGCUGGAAGAACAUCCGCCAAACCUUGCUGCUUCUUUUCACUGCUGCUCUUCUCAUUGGUGUCACCAUGCUGGCCAUUUCAUCUAAUAUCAACCCAGUAGGCUAUUUCUUUCUAGGGGUAGGGGGAGUGUGCCUGGUCGGCUAUUUGCUGAGUGUGUUUGUUGAGUGUUACCUGAGGAAUCAACACCGACAUGACGCAAAUGAAAUACCUCCAAACAGUCAAAGCCAAGCAGGGGUGAAUGCUGCCUAUGAAGCGCCCACCUAUGAGGAGGUGAUGACCAUGUCAUCUCCAGCAAUAUGGACGAUUACAUCCAACCCAGGCCCAGUGCCCUCGCCAUUGAGCGAGCCUCCUCCUUACAGCGUCGUUAUCGAAUCCUCUGGCCAACAAGAGAUUAUGGUCGAGGCUCUCCGGGUGUCAGUGCCACCAGACACGAGGCCCACCUCUGAGACAGACACAGGCUCCAGGAUACAGCUGCAGCUGGUGUUGCCCCCAAGACCGCAGCGGUUUGUUUCAGACAUCCACAAGGAGAGAGAUAUUGAAGACAGGUUUGAACCACUAGAACCACUCACUCCACCACCUGCUUAUGAGAGUGCCAUCAGUGAUGAGGUCUUUGAAGAUGUUUGCCAUCCCUCUGCAUCAUGAUUACUUUCACCUUCCAUGAAUACAGAACCAAACCCUUACCCUAAUACAGAAUGCUCCUAGAAAGAAGGUGAAAGGGCUGAGAUUUUUCAUGCCUGAAACUGUAAAAGUUUGUCUCACCAUUCUUUGAAACAGAGUUGAACUAAAAACACAGCUUCUGAUGUCACUAGAAUCUUUUUGCACAAAAUAAAAAUCAAUGCAAUACCACAGUGCUUUGACUUGGCAGAUACAUAAAACCACCGUGAGGAAAGUUGUGUUAUAUAUGGCAACAUUCUCAAACUGAAGAUACACCUUUAUGAGGGAAAAGAGCAGAUCAUGAGAACAGACAAGGUUAUCAAAGAACCUCUGAAGAAGGACUGUAAGAUGCAGCCAAAAGAAUCUGCCUGGGAAAGGGAAGGAAUAGAAACAGCACUAAGCACGUUCUGCCUGUGCAUUACAAACAGCAAUAUUGCUGAGAGCUGUGCAGUCAUCAGCCACCCGGAAAUCCUUACAGAGAGACCAAGCCUGCACUUCCCGGAGUUGCUGUUUUGCAGCAACAAAAAUUUAUGGUUUGCGCUGUUUGUCUCUCUGGACUCUGGAAAGGUCCAGUCUGUCUGCCAAGGCCAGAGCUGCAGUGGAGAGCACCUGAGAAUAAUAGUCCCAAGGCACAAGUGGUCUUCAUCAUGAAGGCUCUAGGCUGGAGCCAGGUUUUAGCUCUCACUGAUCAGUGGUGACAUGCAGUCUCUUAAAAUGGGUGAGUUAAACUGAUAGCCUCUGCAGUGUCAAAGUGGUCUACAUUCAUAGACCAUGCAAGGAGACAUUCAUGUCUGGUGAAUGUCCAAAUUAAAAAAUAAAAAUAAAAAUGGUGGUCCGAAUCGCCUCAUGAAGGAGAGCAGCAAUCAUCACAGCCUUGCUCGUAUGACUGCAUCAUCUUGAAUUCCUACGAGGAACCAUCAAACCACAGCUAGAAGCAAACAAUUUCUUAUAGUUUGAUUCUUUAUAGUUCAAAGAAAAAAAAAGGACCCUCUGUGUUGUUUGUAAAUAAACAGGACUGCAUUAAAAAUU